Molecule: messenger RNA, 2234 nt
Organism: Oncorhynchus mykiss (rainbow trout)
Lineage: Eukaryota; Metazoa; Chordata; Actinopteri; Salmoniformes; Salmonidae
Product: nuclear RNA export factor 1
Biological process (GO): poly(A)+ mRNA export from nucleus
Cellular component (GO): cytoplasm; nucleus
Molecular function (GO): protein binding; RNA binding
Source: RefSeq, a predicted model, not a curated record
AUUACCAGAGGGUCGUGAGCAAAGCGAGUUCGAAACCAUUGCACAUGCUCAGACGGCGGGGCCGUAAAGCUACAUUGCAUGUUACGAACAAAGCGAAUGUCUUUGCUAACUAUUCACGGACGAUAAACGCACAUUUGCUGUACAUAUAGAACUAACAAUACCCACUAUUAUUGGAGUUACGUGGGUGUUCGGUUCCUGACUAUGUCAACAGCCGACGAUUCACGUUAUAACGAUCACGAUGACCGAGUUGGAGGACAAAAGGUUCGCAACCGUAAAGGCAGAGGGCCUUUCAGGGCCCCUAUGUAUAGUGACCAGGGGCCAGUAGGGCCAAGACCAAGACAUCGUGGUAGCCAAAGAGGCGGCGGCGGCCCGGGACCCAGAGCGCGAUUCGACGAUGAGGAUGGAGAUGUGGCAAUGGCGGACAGCAACUCCCAAGAUGGAUCCUCCCAACACAGAUUUAACCCUUAUGGAAGACCAAAUCGGCGUGGGGACGACCGAUUUGACCGGGGCCGCAGAGGUGGUGGUGGAGGUCACAGGGGUCGUGGGAAUAACAAAGGAGGGGAUGGAGGUGGAGGUGGCCGCAAGAACUGGUUCAAGAUGUCUGUCCCCUAUGGAAAGAAAUACGACAAAGACUGGCUGAUAACAGCACUGCAGAAUAUCUGCUCCAUGCCCUUCACCCCAGUACAUUACCACGUAGAGGGAAACCGAGCAGAGUUCUUUAUUGAUGAUUCCACGACUGCGAAUGCCUUGUUUAAGGUAUCACGGAAGAUCACAGACAAAGAGGGCUACAAGGUGACUGUACUGAUGAAUCCCUGUCCUCCACCCUCCUUUCUUCAGUCUGAACUAAAGCCAGCUGAUCUGGAGCACCUGAAGCAAUGCAUGGCUAAACGUUUUGAUGGCUCUCAACAAGCGCUGGACUUGAACAACAUCCGGAUAGACCCAGACCUGGUGUCCCAGAACAUUGAUGUGACUUUGAACAGAAAGAACUCCAUGCGUGCUGUUAUUAAGAUAAUUGAGGAGAAUAUUCCAGAGCUUGUUUGUCUGAACCUUAGCAACAACAAGCUAUUUAGGCUGGAUGACCUGUCAGAGCUGGUCAACAAGGUUCCCAACCUGAAGACACUCAACCUUUCUCAUAACGAGUUAAAGACAGAGCGCGAGCUGGACAGGAUCAAGGGUCUUAAGCUGGUGGAGUUAUGGCUGGAGAGGAACCCCCUUUGUGACUAUUUCAAGGACCAGGCUUCAUACAUCAGCGAGGUGAGAGAGAGGUUCCCCAGGCUUCUCAAACUGGACGGUCAGGAUCUCCCCCCGCCCAUAGUCUUUGAUGUGGAGGUGACUCCUGCCGCCCUUCCACCUUGCAAGCCCAGCUACUUCUGCUCUGAAGAGAUCAAGACUCCCAUCGUUGGCUUCCUACAACAAUACUACAGUGUGUAUGACUCCGGAGACAGACAGCCUUUGUUAGAUGCCUACCACGAUGGAGCAACCUUCUCCUUGAGCAUGCCCUUCACCAUGCAGAACCCCUCCAGGUGCAGUCUUGGCGAUUACCAUAAAGACAGUCGCAACCUGAAAAAGCUCAAGGAUCCCACCACACGAUUCCGCUUACUGAAGCACACUCGUCUGAAUGUGGUGGCUUUCCUGAGCGAACUGCCCAAAACGCAGCAUGACACUGCAUCUCUAAUUGUGGACGUCAACACCUUCACCAACACAUUACUGUCGUUCACGGUCACUGGAGUGUUCAAGGAAGUUGAAGGUAAAUCCCGCGACUCUGUGAGAGCUUUCUGUCGGGUGUUUGUCACAGUGCCAGCUGGAGGGACAAGUCUUUGCAUAGUGAAUGACGAGCUGUUUGUGCGCAAUGCUACGACUGAGGAGAUCCGCCGGGCCUUUGUGGCACCUGCCCCCACCCCAUCCAGCAGUCCUGUCCCCACCCUCUCAGCCCCCCAGCAAGAGAUGCUCUCUGCCUUCUCACUCAAGUCCGGCAUGAAUCUUGAAUGGUCCCAGAAGUGCCUACAGGACAAUGAGUGGGAUUUCAACCGAGCAGGGCAGGUCUUCACAGACCUCAAGGCUCAUGGAAAGAUCCCAGAUGUCGCUUUCAUAAAGUGAACAGGAAUGGCUGUGAAGCUUUUUAAUUAUUGUCAUUGGUCUUAUUUCUGUUGAUUCUUAUGCAGUUAUCCUCCUGGAUUACAAGAUAACAUAUACUUCAUUAUUUGUAUAAUUAAACAUGAUUUAACGUGUUCAAA